GCUCGUGUAGUAGAGAGAGCCUCGUCGAGAGGCAGAAACGGGCAAUACGACAAAAAUACGCUUCUUUUUUUUUGUUUUUCACUAAAAUUAGGUGGAAGUCUGCGUUUGACGUGCAAGUCUUUGUACUACGGAGUGCAGCGCUAAAGGAAAGACAAAAAACAGAGAAUCGGGAUUGACACGGAGGAGCGAGUUUUCUGCAGAUUUUUCGUGCUUGGAUUCGCUCAGCUAGUUUAGCUAGCCGGCCUAGCGUUCACCUUUUGCCCGGGAAGCGCGUGACCAUUCGCCGGUCUCGUGCUUGUAGAAGGCUGUUGUUGUUAGCUGACCGGUUGUGCAGUCGAUAGCUAGUUGUCGUGUAUGGGGCGUGUUCGCUGGACUGCCCGAUUUGAACAGAGACUGACCAGCUUGUGAGGACGAGCUAACUAGCUAUCUGUCACCCUGUCCCACCCUCCCUGCUUCUCUCUCUCUCUAUCUCUCUAGCUUCAGCUUCACUUAGCCGUCUUAGCACCAAAGGCUAAGCUUGGGUGGCCACUUUAACAAGGCAACUUUACAACACAGCUACCUCUGCUGAGCUUCUGGAAACUCGCGAAUAUUAUUGGUGUUUCUUUAGAGAAAUUUAUCUAUAUAAUACAAACACUUUAGGUGAUACACUGGAAGGAAAGUGGGAAACCCAAAGUGUAAAGAGCAGUGUAGAAACCGAGCGUCUGCUGUGUGUGAGCUGAGAUAAGACAGCUGUUUGCUUGCUGGUUUUCUGGACAUCAGCUGAAGGAGCUGCUUUGUUUAGGAAAACCGCCAAAUAUAUAAAACCCAGACACGUGGUUAGUUAUUCUGUCAUUUUUUAACUCUUAAACUCCUCUCAGUGCCGUUUGUACUUAGUUGAAAAAAAAAAUAUUAAUAAUAUAUAUAUACUAUAUACAUAUAUACACAAUAUUCACGGUAAUCCAUUGGCCUUAAAAGCUUGAAAGCUAAUCCGUGAGGCUGUAAACAACCUGUAUUAUUAAUAUAUUUUUAUGGCGGAGAAAUUGUCUAACUUGUUUUUUGGUACAAAGAAUCCAACUAUAUGAUUGUCAGUUAUCUGGUCUACUGGCAUUUAUGUAAAAUUUUCUCACUUAAAUUUCCUGAAGCCUUGGUCUUUUCUAGGCCUACCUCUUGACACCUCACUGUAUGUCCUGUUAAUUUUCACUGACUAUACGGGACAUAUGUUAUUUCACCUUCUUUUGAUUGAGAUCUAGAUAAAUUUGUUACCUGCUCCUUUGACAGCAAGCAUUUUCAGUACUGCAGCUCGUCCAUUUGAUGGACUGAGAAGAAAUAGAUAGUAUCUUUAUAUUUUUGUACCACAGUCAAAAAUUUACAGACGGAACUAUAUAGUUGGUUAUAGAACAGAAUAAGCAUCGCCAUUCAGCCAUGAGUAUUGAGAUCCCAGCAGGUCUGACCGAGCUUCUGCAGGGUUACACGGUGGAGGUGCUGCGCCAAAGACCUCCGGAUCUGGUUGAGUUUGCAGUGCAGUAUUUCACGCGGCUCAGAGACACGAGGAGCCAAGAUGGAUCUGGGGCCACUGCCAAAUCUGGAGUCAAGGGAGUGAUGUUCGAUGGUGAGCCCAUGCAGACUGAGUCUAAUGGCGAAGAAGAUGAUGAAGAUGACGACUCUGACUUUGAGCCACCUCCCCCCAGCAGAUUUAACCGGAGAGUGUCGGUAUGUGCGGAGGCAUUUAACCCUGAUGAUGAGGAAGACUCUGAGCCAAGAGUUGUUCACCCAAAAACAGAUGAGCAGAGAUGCAGGUUGCAAGAGGCUUGCAGAGACAUACUGCUGUUUAAAGCUCUCGACCAGGAGCAGUUUUCAGAAGUGCUGGAUGCCAUGUUUGAAGUGCUCGUGCAACCACAAGAACAUGUAAUCGAUCAGGGAGAUGAUGGGGAUAAUUUCUACGUUAUUGAAAGGGGCGUGUAUGAUAUUGUGGUGCAGAAGGAUGGCGUAGGCUGUUGCGUUGGUCAGUACGACAACAAGGGCAGCUUUGGGGAGCUGGCGCUUAUGUACAACACACCUCGUGCUGCUACCAUCAUCUCCAAGCAGGAAGGGGCCCUCUGGGGACUGGACCGAGCAACAUUCCGUAGGCUGAUUGUGAAGAACAAUGCGAAGAAGAGGAGGAUGUAUGAGUGCUUCAUUGAGUCUGUGCCACUUCUCAAAUCUCUAGAGUUGUCUGAAAGAAUGAAGAUUGUUGACGUUUUGGGGGUGAAGACUUUUCAUGAUGGAGAAAGGAUUAUCAUGCAGGGUGAUAAAGCAGAUUGUUUUUAUGUUGUUGAAUCUGGGGAGGUGAAGAUCAUGAUGAAGAGCAAAACGAAAGCAGACAGACAGGAUAAUGCCGAGGUAGAAAUUGCUCGCUGCACUAGAGGGCAGUACUUUGGAGAGCUUGCACUUGUAACCAACAAGCCACGGGCUGCCUCAGCUUAUGCCAACGGGGAAGUUAAAUGCUUGGUGAUUGAUGUGCAGGCGUUUGAGCGCUUGCUGGGCCCGUGCAUGGAGAUCAUGAAGAGGAACAUUGCUCACUAUGAAGAGCAGCUAGUGGCUCUGUUCGGCUCCAGCAUGGAUCUCAGAGACUGACAGAGACUGGCCGUGCCUUACACACCACACAUACACACUCCUCUUACAUGCACACACAAACAUUUAAUUAAUCUAAUACAUCUAGUUUAUAUAAACACACCACAGUUUGUAGGCAUACACUCCUUUUUAUGUUCAACUUCUAUCCCAGAAGAUACAAACACAAUAUUUCUUUCUUUGCCCUCUUUUUUGCUUGCACCCUAAAAUCCCCAACACCCAGCAAUUCCAACAUACACACACACUCUGUCAGCUCCCCUGUGUAAAAUGUAAGCAUUACCUGUCCUCGAGUUAUGACCCUCAACCAACUUCCAGCAACAAGGACAGCCAUGCGGACACAACAAACACAUUUGCACACUUCCUGCUUCAACAUACUUGCACAACACACACAGAAUGCAACAAUUAAAUCCAGCCAAGGACCCAUACCUUACCAUGGACAUACACUUUAAAAAAGAAAAAAAUCUUCAGAGGACAUAAAGUAAUGUUUGGAGAAAGAAAGGAAGCCUGACUAAAAAUGCAAAAAAAAUAUAUAUAUACGGUUGAACAGAGAUGUUUUAGAAACAUUUUAUGACAGUGCGAAGCUUUGAUUAACACUUAUUUAAAUAAGACUUGUUUCCUUUUCUGCUGUUGGUGCGUUGAGUUAGUUCUGGUGGUAUCCAAGGUGACCAAUGUUAGGUCCUUGUCUUGCUCACACAAACUCCAUAUAUGGUAUUGAUUAAUGUAUUAUUAUUAUUAUUAUUAUUAUUAUUGCUACUAUUGUUGGAUUUUCUUUUGGCUUUAUUGGAGAAUGUGAGGCAGAAUCUAGUGCUUAUUUCUUCUCUUGGUCAUUCUGGAUGAGUUGUUCUGAAAAGUAAAUAAAACAAAACAUUUUGUUAACA
This is a messenger RNA of Clarias gariepinus (North African catfish), 3464 nucleotides long. RefSeq names its product protein kinase, cAMP-dependent, regulatory, type II, alpha A (gene prkar2aa). The transcript has 10 exons. NCBI's taxonomy places the organism in Eukaryota, Metazoa, Chordata, Actinopteri, Siluriformes, Clariidae. Gene Ontology annotation, biological process: regulation of protein phosphorylation. Gene Ontology annotation, cellular component: cAMP-dependent protein kinase complex. Gene Ontology annotation, molecular function: cAMP-dependent protein kinase regulator activity. The record is from RefSeq and is a predicted model, not a curated record. The coding region runs from base 1402 to 2592 and encodes 396 amino acids.